Molecule: messenger RNA, 2579 nt
Organism: Neoarius graeffei (lesser salmon catfish)
Lineage: Eukaryota; Metazoa; Chordata; Actinopteri; Siluriformes; Ariidae
Gene: gdpd1
Product: glycerophosphodiester phosphodiesterase domain containing 1
Exons: 10
Coding region: 317-1270 (317 amino acids)
Biological process (GO): glycerophospholipid catabolic process; N-acylethanolamine metabolic process
Cellular component (GO): endoplasmic reticulum membrane
Molecular function (GO): phosphoric diester hydrolase activity; phosphatidylcholine lysophospholipase A1 activity
Source: RefSeq, a predicted model, not a curated record
CUGAGACCUGAGGGAACCUGAAGUGACAGCGGGUAGUUUUCUGUUGCGUGUAGAUGAGGAAACUCUGAAUGGAUUAAUGGCUAAAACUAAAGAAAGGAUUUACUGGUUGAAAAAUUAGGAACUGUUGCGAAUUAUAUAUCGGACGUGUUUUGUUUGGUGUAAAACCGUGACAGACAGCGAGAGCGCGCGCGCUGUUUGCCGGCUGGUGUUUAGCCUCUGAGCUAACAGGAAGCCCGGAGCAGGCUGAGGGAAGCCUUGGUUCUCUGUCACGCGCUGUGUUGACCGAUUUGUAGCCGGUUUAUUCCUGAUUAUAGCGAUGGGCGCUGCGGUGUAUGUUUUAUCCACGGUUACAGGCUAUGUGCUCACAUCCGCUUUGCUGCUGAAAUGUCCUUCUUUACUUCACCGCAGGAAGCGGGAGAUGUUCCGGGGCCAUCACAUCUCACACCGCGGCGGUGCAGGUGAGAACCUGGAGAACACGAUGGCAGCCUUCAGGCAUGCUGUACAGCUUGGCACCGACAUGCUGGAGCUGGAUUGUCAUUUGACCAAAGAUGAGCAGGUGGUGGUGUUACAUGACUCCAACCUGAAGAGAUCAACUGGAGUUAGUGCCAGCAUUUCGGAUGUUGCGUAUGCUGAUCUUCCACCUUACUUGUGUAAACUUGGUGUGACUUUCAAGCGAGACUGCUUUGUCGAAGGAGGUGGCGAUAAAAGCAUCCCUCUGCUGAGAGAUGUGUUUGAGGCUUUCCCAAAGACCCCCAUUAACAUUGACAUCAAGGUCAAUGAUGACACACUCAUCAGGAAGGUCUCCGAGCUGGUCGUUAAAUAUGAUAGAGAGCAGUUGACUGUAUGGGGCAACUCCAGUAACCAGAUAGCUCAGAAAUGCUACAAAGAGAACCCUCGGAUCCCACUGCUGUUCAGUUUACCCAGAGUGCUGCUCCUCGUGGGGCUUUUCUACACUGGCCUUCUGCCCUUUGUACCCCUUAAGGAGCAGUUCUUGGAAAUUCCCAUGCCUUCUAUUACUUUCAAACUCCGAGACCCCAGGAAGAUGACACGGACUGAACGCUUCAUCACUUGGCUGGCAGACACCCUCCUCAUGAGAAAAGCUCUGUUUGAUCAUCUAAGAGCUCGUGGAAUACAGGUCUACGUGUGGGUACUGAAUGACGAGGAAGACUUUAAACGUGCCUUUGCCCUUGGGGCCACCGGUGUGAUGACUGACUACCCCACCAAGCUCAAAGAGUUCAUGGAGUAUAACAUUCCUUCUGCAUCCAAAUGACCUGUGGAGGCAGAACAGCUCACUGUAUUAAUUUUCUACUCUAUUUUUCCACUUUUCUGUGUGGCCUGGCCAGAAUAUCCUGCAGUCUUGUUUUUACACAACAGCAUUUGCAUGUGUGAAGUAAUAGAAGAGGCUGAUAGGAGUGUGCUGACCACUUUUUAAAAGAAUGAUUGUUAUAAGGCCGUAAUGGAUCUCUUUUGGAAAAUGGUACCACACGUUCUCCAUAGCAGAGCCAGAUAGUUAUUGUGUGUUUAAAAAAAAAAAUGUGAACACAUGUAGUUGGUUUUAAAUCUGUUAUUACAUUAGUAUAGAUAUGGACUUUAAUUUAAAAAAAAAAGCCUAGAGAAAAAAUAUUACAGGAGUAGCGUGACAUAUGGUGAUAAAUUACAGAGGCUGAGUUUACUACUGAUGUUAAUACAGGCUCAUUGACUCACCCUAACAUUUCAAACUGCUUAUGAAUGUGAACCUGGGCGCAACAAAAUACUUUUCAUAAUCAUCACUGUAUAAUCCAAAAGGACAUACCAUUCUGGUUUAAAAAAACACUACACUCUAUGCCCUUUGUGCUGCAAGUGGCCAAAGUGAUAUCGAUACACUCUUCUGAUCUGUGAGGGGAAAUUGACAAGAGCAAAACCAGUAUUCUAAUGCAAGGCAAUUCAAGCAUAUGGUAGGGUACCAGCAGAGGGCCUUUCAUGCAGUUCAUCACCUGGAUGCAGCCAGUAAUACAAUGCGUUACUUAGCAGCAGACGACCACUAAGUAGUGUGUCUCAUGUUUACAAAAAAUGCUUUAGUCUAUAGGCAUGUCUUAUCACGAAUCUGUGGCUGAAGAUAUUUUAUUACUGCAGGAUUAUCUCAAGCAAUAGCUCUUUCUUUCUCAGUUCAUUAUUAUCUCUAGCUUGUGAAAGUAUUUAAUUGCCUGAGUGAUACGAGGUAGUGGUUUUGCUGUGGCUUUUUCAGAGGCAAUAAAAACUCCAUUCAGUACAGUACAGUGGAGUGGCCAAACGCAUAACUGCCUGCUUAGAUUUUCAGCUGUGUUCUGAUCACAUGUAGUAGACGAAUAUUCCAGGGUUUUGUUAACCUCCUCUCUGUUCACUGUAUAGCAUAUAGUGAGUAGAACUACCAUAGGCAAUCGUUAAUUUGGUACACACUGUAACUCAAAAGGCAGUUGUUGAAUUCUAUCAAUCUGUAAACAUUUCAAAUACGCUGCUGAAUAACAUGCAUUGAAAGCUACAACUCGUACACAUUAACAGUGAUCAUCUUAGGAUGUGACAAUCAGUACCAAAGCAGUGCAAUAAUAAGUUUUAUAUAUAUA